This is a messenger RNA of Schistocerca piceifrons (Central American locust), 5728 nucleotides long. Its product is annotated as pericentriolar material 1 protein-like. Lineage: Eukaryota; Metazoa; Arthropoda; Insecta; Orthoptera; Acrididae. Gene Ontology annotation, biological process: microtubule anchoring at centrosome; intraciliary transport involved in cilium assembly; protein localization to centrosome. The coding region runs from base 108 to 5090 and encodes 1660 amino acids. The transcript has 43 exons. The record is from RefSeq and is a predicted model, not a curated record. Gene Ontology annotation, cellular component: centrosome; centriole; ciliary basal body.
CCUAUGUGUAGGGAUAAAUGCAAAGCAGAGUAUAUAGUCAAGUCAAUUGUUUGUUUGUAGCGGAGAAGCCGCUGGAUGUUUUGAGCUGAUUUGAAUUUCCCAGAACCAUGUCACCUGAUGGCAGGUACACUGGAACUGUUCCGAAGACUAGUACACAUAAAGGGUCUACACGGAGAGAUACAUCUGCUUUGCGAAGGCAGGAACACAGAAGCAAUGUACCUAAUAACCUUGUAUCACAAGAUAGCAGAUAUACAGGCAGCAUAUCGCAGCACAGUCAAAGGCAUACACGAAAAGCCAGCAAUACUCGAACUGAGAGUUUAGAUCCAGGUCCUGUUGACUGUACUAGUAUUGGGACACAUCAUCUCCUGCACGCUGAAGAAUUACAGGGAAAUUGGAGUGUCCACAAUUUUCUCCCAGCAACCAUGAAUGGCCAUGAAGCAACAGCAGCUCGCAAUAUGGUUCAAGAUAAGGACAGUAAGAGUAAUAUAUCAAAGCCUGAUCGUGCCCAAGUUGUUAGUCGUCUGAAUCAGAUUCGAGACUACAUUAAACAAACAACCACAUUGAUGGACGCCUUGAAAGCCUCAGGUGACCCGCGCCAAGAAGCACAACGUCAGAAGUUGUCAGGAAUGGUGGAAGAUUUGCGUGACAGUGAGAGCAAACUCCAGUCGUUGGCUGACAAGCUCGAACGUGCUGAACGUCGUCUUUCACACUGCGAGCGCCAGAACAGUUCAGAGACUGGUAGUUGCGCCUCAUCCACUCGAAGUUAUAGUCAUUCAGAAGAACGUGAGAGACGGAGCACAUCAUUGGUAAGAGCUGCUGCCACAGCAAAACACAAUGAGUUAAAGCUUAUGGUAGAGGAGUCUCAGAGAAAGUUGCAGGCACUACAAGAACAUCAGGCAGCCCUGGUGGCAUUGCAGCAGAAAGCAAAAGAACAGUUACAAAAAGCAAAGGCAGCACAAAAUACUGUAUCUUCAAUAGAAUCAGGAAUUGGCACAGGUGAUCAGCCACAAAGUAGCUCGGAUGUCCUCAGAGAUGUGCAGAAUCUUCAACAUCGAAUAUCAGUCUUGCAUGAAUUUUAUGACAACAGAAAUCAGAUAGUAGAGCUGUUAGGUGAACGGGACGAAGCAUUACUUUCUGAGCACACAGUUUUACAAGACAAGUUGACAGAACUGCAAGUGAAGAAACGACACAUGGAUCAGCUGUUGGCACAGUUCUCAGCUCUAAACAAUUCAGAUGCUAACGAUGAGGCUGGUGAGACAGGCAGUUUAGCAGAAGGUAGUGAUGGUGAUGUGGAUGUGGUCGUGGAGCAGGUCCAAAACAGAAUGGCUGAGUUCUCAUCACUUAAAAGCCAGCUGGCUCAUCUUCAGAACGUUGUUGCCACUAUUAAUCUUGACUCAUCUGGUGGGGACAGAGACAAUCCUGAGCAGAAUGAAGCAGAGCAGGAGAAUGAACUUGCAGUAAAUCUUUGUGUUCGUAACAAACCUGAUAACAUCAGCAGUGAAGGUGAACGGGAGAGAGCACGUGACAUCCACAAUAAAGCAAUCAAACUACAAGAAGCAAGGGCACGGCUGCAACAUUUGCAACAGCUUCUUGCAACAGUAGUUGAUUUCCAGAGCAGUGGACAGUCUGUGCCUCAACAUUACCUUGACCAGCUGGCACAAGAGACAGCUAGUGAUGAUGGGAGCAAAGAAGCAGCUCCCCAUGACAGUCCGGCAGAGGUGACUUCACAGGCAGAACAGGAAAGGCAUUCAUUUGAAAGGCCUCCUCUGAAAGAAAAACGAACUAACACGCAGGCUGAUGCACAACGAUUACAAGCAAGACGGCGUGAAUUGGAGCAGUUGAUGCAAAAGGAUCAGUGCCAGUCAUCAUCUGUGAAUCAGAGUGAACCAGGUUGUGGCACUGGUGAUACUGGCACAAGUAAUGCGACAUGGGGGAACUCCACACAGAUUACUCUGGAGGACCUGGAUGAUGGCAGAGCAGGAUUCUCUAGUGAUGAUAACCUGUGUGAAGAAAACAAUGACAUCCCCUCAGUUUCUUCCCAGCGUAAUGCAAGACUCAGUUGCAGUGGCAGUAAUCGCAAAGAUAUAUUAGAGCAUAACACAUCUUCUUCAAACAGGGAUGCUGUAGAUAUGUCUUUGGAUUCAAGUAUGCCUGGAUCUGCUGCUCGUCCAAGUUCACAGAAUAUCUGGAGGAAAAUCUCUUCUGGAAGCAAUAAUGCUGCACCAAGAGCAGUUUGGACUCCUUCAUCACAGCACUGUAAUGUUCCUGAGGACACUGGUAGCACAGCAAAUUUUGGAACAAAUCAUGAUGGAGAAGCCAAUUCUACCAACCACAGCAAUUACAAUCCGUGGCAACAUGCUCUCUUGCUGGAACAGCAACAGCAACAACAACACCAGCAGUACAAUGCAAAUAGUUAUUACCAACAACUUUGGGCAGCAAGUCAAGUGCAACAACAGCAAGCUUUGCUUACAACUGUUAAUCAGUGCUGUCAAAUGCUAUGGUCUCAACAGCGGGAAAUUGCAUCACUACGUGCUGCUGUGAGUGCACUACAACAAGAACGAGUCGGGACCAGAUUGGAGACACAGCUGCCUCUUUCAAAUGAGCUUCUGAAUGAGUCUUCCACAAUUCAGAACGCCAAACCAGUUCCUGCUGUUAAUAAUGGUGGUCCAUACAGUUCUGGAUUGCCUACGGAUAGCGUUGCAAGUGCACACUCACUCCCUAACUUGGUGGUUCCUUCAGCGGCUCCUGUUCAUACUCUCCCUCUUCCUGUACCAGUGCCAGCUCCACCUCCUCCACCGUCUUCCGUUGUGCGAUCACCACAAGCACUGAAUAACCAAGUACCACCAGGAAACCGCGCCAAUAACUACUGGGACAAUUUCCGGAGCUACUCUAGGCAAAAUCUUUUGUCAACAUCUACAAAAACAAAUGAAGUGCUCUCUGAACGAUCUCGAAAUGCUUUACAUUCUUCUUGUCGUCAAGCGAGCCAGCAAAAGCCAGUAGCAUCCUCAGCUAUUUCUCCAGAUCAUUCUGUUGUAGCAGCAAGUUCAUCAUCACUGCCCUGCAAAGAGAAGUUGAACACUAAAUGUCUUGAUGGAAAUGUUGGAAAUGUUAGUUUGCCUGGAAGGUGGCCUAUUCAAGAUCAUACCAACAAUUCAUCAGGGAAUACGGGACAUCAAGUAAAUCGGCAUAAACAAAAGAAGUCAUCAAUGGAGCAGUCACUUGGUGAAGUUUUAUACUCUGAAUUUACUGCACUAGUUGCUGCAAAUGAGAACCAACAACAUUUCCUCUUACAGCUGUUUGAAAAUUUGAAACAAGUCAAUUCAGAACCACUGCGCCAGGGCACUCUUCAAGUGUUACAAAAUUUUCUUUCCCAGCAAUCUCACAACAAUAAUCCUUUGAAUAGUACCCAGUCAACUGAAAUGCCACAUCCACAAAGUGAUACAAGAACUACUGAAAAUGCCACUACUGAAAGUGUUGCGUCGAGCACUGGGGAUGUUGUUAUUAAGAGUGAAGUUUCUGGUUGUUCAGAUUUGUUUUCUUGUGAAUAUGAUGACAAUAUUGAGGGAGCAGCAGCAUUGGCACCUCAACAUGCUGUGUGGAACAAUAAGGAUGCCUUUGACCUCACUUUGCAAGUUGGCUAUGGGCAAAAGCUGGACUGGGAAGUGCAAGCAGUUCUAGUUGAUAUUAUCCCUUUUCUAAAAGCUCAUCUAGAUGAUAUAUGCACUCCUGCACUACUAGAAGCAGUACGAGAGUUGGCAGUGCAUCUGCCGCCUACACUUUCUGUUGCAUCUAAUGUUGUAGCUGCCACUGCUGGUGGUGAUUCCCAUGGCCAACUUGAUGCUUUGCUUGAAGAUGCUUUACUCAAAUUUCAAGGUUGUCGACUGCGAGAUGUUGGGGAAGAAUUGCUCACUGCAAUUACUGAAGUUGUGCAGAGUGAACUGACCUUUUUGCGUUUUGUGGACACUGUUCGGAGAGACGAGGAGCCAUCUGGACCUGUGACCACUGAGAAUAUCACAGAGACUUUCAGCGUGGCAGACAAUCCAGAACCAGCUGAUCCUGUGACCACUGACAAUAUAGCAGAGAAUUUUACCACAACAAACAACCAGGAAGCAACUGAACCUGCCAGCACUGAAAAUAAUGCAGAGAGUUUUCCUUCAGCAAUCAAUCAGGGCCAUGGAGAAACUGUGGCACCAGAGGACUGCAAUCGUGAUUUGGCAGAAGCUGACCAGUCAUGCCCUGAUGACUGUGUUGAUAUCCAGCCCCAUAUAUCCGAUUCUGCUGUACCUACUGAAUGCAGUAAUGAAUUGCAGGUUGGCUAUGGACAAAAGCUGGACUGGGAAGUGCAAGCAGUUCUAGUUGAUAUUAUCCCUUUUCUAAAAGCCCAUCUGGAUGAUAUAUGCACUCCAGCAUUGCUAGAAGCUGUGCGAGAGUUGGCAGUGCAUCUGCCACCUACACUUUCUGUUGCAUCUAAUGUUGUAGCCACCACUCCUGCUGGAGGUUCUCAUGGGCAGCUUGAUGCUUUGCUGGAGGACGCUUUACUCAAAUUUCAAGGUUGUCGACUACGAGAUGUUGGAGAAGAAUUGCUCACUGCAAUUGCUGAAGUUGUGCAGAGUGAACUGACCUUUUUGCGUUUGGUGGACACUGUUAGGAGAGACUCUGAGGAACCAACUGAACCUGUGACCACAGAAAAUAUUGCAGAGACUUUUACCUUGGCAAACAAGCAGGAACCAGCUGAACCUGCCUCCACCACUGAAAAUAUUACAGAGACUUCUUCCACAGUGACCAGUCAGGAUUCUCCUGAACUAUGGAUCAUUGAAAGUAUUUCAGAAGCGUCCAACUCACUAAAUGAUCGGGAACACAUGGAAACUGUUGCUCCAGAGGACUUCAAUGGAGAUUUGGCAGAAGCUGACCAGUCAUGCCCUGAUGACGGUGUCGACGUCCGGCUCCAUACACCUGUUCCUGCUGCACCUUCCGAAUGCAGUAAUGAAGCCGAGGCCCACUGGGAGAUGGAUCAGUCUUUAGACCAAAUUCCAUCUCGACUUCUUAACAGCUUUCAUGGUGUUGAUAACUCAUCACCAUCAUGUUUGUGAAGUUGUAGCUGGCUCUAGUACACCUAUAUAUUUUUGGAAGACUGGUUAUUUAUAUUUAUUAAGUUGUUUUUGUGUACUAUGGGCAACAUGAGUGUCCUGCUUCCUCAUAAGAUAUAUUGACCAAAUAAAUUUAUUUCUCCCAUUUUUGAAUGGCUCUCUUGUUUAGUGAAGUCUUCUCUCAGUUGUAAAUUACAAGAGAAGAGAAUCAAAUUUUAUUUGUACAUAAAAGAGGUGACAAAGAAAAUAAUGAUCAUGCCAGCAGGAACACUCAGAAAUAAACACUGAAUCUCAGUCAUCAAAAAUCUUGAUAAAAUGACAAAAUAAGAGUGAGAGCAAAUACUAUUCAUGGUUUGUUAAUCAUUGUACUAUGGCUAGUGUAACUUCCAUAUACUUCCAUCUUCUUGCAGUGUGCAGUUCAAAAAUGUAUCCUUGUGUCGGUGUUCAUUUAUCUCAUCUUUUUCGUGCACAUCAUUAAUAGGGUGUCGUGUUAUUUUUCCAGCCUUUUUUAAAGCACUCUCAGUAUUUGUAACUGGCCAAGUUUCUUGCAGGGCACAUUCUGAAGUACAAAACCAAACUACUAGAUGCCUUGAAUAGCCCAAAUUAUUUGUCUCUCUCUUGAAAUAAAAGCACGUCAUAAA